Messenger RNA from Auanema sp. JU1783, 519 nucleotides. The record is from the annotation of a GenBank genome assembly. NCBI's taxonomy places the organism in Eukaryota, Metazoa, Nematoda, Chromadorea, Rhabditida, Rhabditidae.
AUGAUGUUGGACGGAUCUUUCGUUCCUCUGUUUCAGUCAACUCCUACUCCAAAAAGGCGAGUGUCCAUUGCUACUAAGCAUUUGAGACUUACUAAAAGGGAAUACAUCGACUAUAAAUGGGAUGCUAUUAAGCAUUAUUUCGGAAAAAUCAAAAGAAAACUCAGUGGCUGGACUCUUCCCAACAUUGCCUCUCUUAUUUUCAUACUAUUCAUGACGAAAAUGUUUUACGAAGAUAAUCACCAAUUUGUAAGAAAUUUUUUCACGGACAACAAGGCUAAGAUGGCUGAACCCAUCAUGACUUCUCUCAAUGAAAUGAAUUUUCGUAUGAGCAUGAUCCUGGAGCAACAAGAACUCAUAAAAAAAUUAAACAAUGAUGAGAUGCACAUCUUGCGAAAAGAGUUAGAACAUUCUAUCGAAAGCUUCAAGAAAGAUUAUCUGAGAGAAAUGGAUAAUUAUACUUCUAAAAUCGAAACUAUCCAACUCGAGUUAUCCAAUGUGAGUCUAUUCUUACAAAUUUAA